This is a messenger RNA of Saccharomyces paradoxus, 933 nucleotides long. It is a transcript of the gene PHB2, whose product is annotated as prohibitin subunit PHB2. The coding region runs from base 1 to 933 and encodes 310 amino acids. Gene Ontology annotation, biological process: mitochondrion organization. NCBI's taxonomy places the organism in Eukaryota, Fungi, Ascomycota, Saccharomycetes, Saccharomycetales, Saccharomycetaceae. The record is from RefSeq and is a predicted model, not a curated record. Gene Ontology annotation, cellular component: membrane; mitochondrion. The transcript has a single exon.
AUGAAUAGAUCACCCGGAGAGUUCCAACGAUACGCAAAGGCCUUUCAAAAACAAUUGUCCAAGGUACAACAACCUGGAGGAAGAGGCCAAGUGCCUUCACCAAAGGGGGCAUUUGCAGGCCUUGGGGGCUUGCUUUUGCUUGGAGGUGGCGCGUUGUUCAUUAAUAAUGCAUUAUUCAAUGUAGAUGGUGGUCAUAGGGCCAUUGUUUAUUCCAGAAUACAUGGUGUUUCCUCAAGGAUAUUCAAUGAGGGUACUCAUUUCAUAUUCCCUUGGCUUGACACGCCAAUUAUUUAUGAUGUGAGAGCAAAGCCUCGUAACGUUGCUUCCUUAACAGGUACCAAAGACUUACAAAUGGUGAAUAUUACCUGUAGGGUGCUUUCUAGACCGGAUGUUGUGCAAUUGCCCACUAUAUAUAGAACUUUGGGCCAGGAUUACGAUGAAAGAGUUUUGCCUUCCAUUGUUAAUGAAGUGCUAAAGGCUGUGGUGGCCCAGUUUAAUGCGUCACAACUAAUCACUCAAAGAGAAAAGGUCUCUAGGUUGAUUCGUGAAAAUUUGGUUCGUCGUGCAAGCAAAUUCAAUAUCUUGCUGGAUGAUGUUUCUAUUACAUACAUGACUUUUUCGCCGGAGUUCACCAACGCUGUAGAAGCCAAGCAAAUUGCUCAGCAAGAUGCCCAAAGAGCCGCAUUUGUGGUUGAUAAAGCCAGGCAAGAAAAACAAGGUAUGGUGGUGAGGGCACAAGGUGAAGCCAAAUCUGCCGAGCUGAUUGGUGAAGCCAUCAAAAAAUCGAGAGACUAUGUGGAAUUGAAAAGACUAGAUACAGCCAGGGACAUUGCGAAGAUCUUGGCCAGCUCUCCAAAUAGAGUCAUCUUGGAUAACGAAGCAUUGUUGCUAAAUACUGUAGUGGAUGCAAGAAUUGAUGGGAGAGGCAAAUAA